GUUUUAUUCCCGUCCCUCUCUCUUUUUGAGGAAACCUCGGAUUGCGAAAGCGGGCCCGAACCCCAUUUCUUGUCUCCAUGGGCGAAAACAAAGAUCGGCACGUUCCAGGCCCGCUUAGAAUUGGUGCUCAGAAAGAGAGAGCUGCGGGGCGUGGGGAAGUACGGCAUCAGUUCUGUUUCAUCUGCAUUAUUGAUAAAUAUGGUAAACGAGUCCUUCGGCUUCAACGGCUGGCUGUCACAGAUUCUCGACUGCCACAUCGCAAGCCAGAAUUUCGACGACGAGAAAAACGAGUAUUCCAUGGUGCAAACUGCGACGGUGCGGAUCGUCCUUGAUGAUGGCACCGAAGUCGAGGCCAAGGGCAACGGCGAGGUACGUGGGUUGCCGUCAAAAUACCAAUGUCUCGGUACAAGCAGGAAGAUGGCGUGCACCGAUGGGCUCCGCAACGCGUUCUUGAAGUUUCCUGAUUUGCUU
This is a messenger RNA of Metschnikowia bicuspidata var. bicuspidata NRRL YB-4993, 471 nucleotides long. RefSeq names its product Rad59p (gene RAD59). The annotation marks the transcript as partial. Gene Ontology annotation, cellular component: nucleus. The record is from RefSeq and is a predicted model, not a curated record. Gene Ontology annotation, biological process: mitotic recombination; double-strand break repair via single-strand annealing; double-strand break repair via homologous recombination. NCBI's taxonomy places the organism in Eukaryota, Fungi, Ascomycota, Pichiomycetes, Serinales, Metschnikowiaceae. The transcript has a single exon.